Indicator indicator is the source of this 384-nucleotide messenger RNA. RefSeq names its product natriuretic peptide C (gene NPPC). The coding region runs from base 1 to 384 and encodes 127 amino acids. Gene Ontology annotation, molecular function: hormone activity; hormone receptor binding. NCBI's taxonomy places the organism in Eukaryota, Metazoa, Chordata, Aves, Piciformes, Indicatoridae. Gene Ontology annotation, cellular component: extracellular region. The transcript has 2 exons. Gene Ontology annotation, biological process: cGMP biosynthetic process; receptor guanylyl cyclase signaling pathway. The record is from RefSeq and is a predicted model, not a curated record.
AUGCGGAUCUCACCCUUGCUGGCUGGUGGACUUUUACUCGCUCUGCUCUCUGUCAGGCUGGAGGCGAAGCCGGUGUCUCAGCUCCCACAGAAGGCCUCCCGCGGCUCGGCAGCGGCGGCGGGUCCGCCCGAGGCGGCGGCAGCGGAGCGGGACAAGGAGCGGAACAAGGAGCGCAGCAGCAGCAGCAGCGGCGGCGGCGGCGGGUCCGGCCCACGGGAGGCUCGAGAAGUGCGGGUCGAGGCGAGACCGCGGCCGGGCUGGACGCGGCUGUUGCAGGACCCGCCGGGCCGCCGCCACAAGGGCCUCCACAAGAAGGGGAUGGGGAAGGGCUGCUUCGGCCUCAAGUUGGACCGCAUCGGCUCCAUGAGCGGCCUCGGAUGCUGA